AACCAGGAGGAUACCUGCAAUUGGCAGAGUCCGAUAUGGCAACAUGGCGUAUCGAGAAAACCAGCCCCCAUAACAAGGCCGAUGCACUGGACAAAAUCCUGAAACUCAGUCAGGGAGACGAUGCGAGACUACGCCCCACUUGGGUCCCCAAUCUUCCGACUCUCUUUCGCAAUCAAGGCCUUCAGGACAUCGAAGUUGACGUGAAAGAAGCGCCACCGCACGUCCUAGUCUCGAUGCACGAGUGUGGUCUCUUGAUACCAGAGUUGUUGAUUCGAAAGAAUAUCUACACGACAGCUGUCAAAGAUCAGAUGAUGGGACCUUUGGAGGAGGUUGCUUGA
Messenger RNA from Aspergillus affinis, 338 nucleotides. RefSeq names its product UMTA methyltransferase family protein. The annotation marks the transcript as partial. The record is from RefSeq and is a predicted model, not a curated record. Lineage: Eukaryota; Fungi; Ascomycota; Eurotiomycetes; Eurotiales; Aspergillaceae. The transcript has a single exon.